AUGAAGGCCGUUCUUUUUCUCGCCGUUAUUGCACUGUUCGUCGCCCUGGCCCACGGUCAGACUGGCUGCGUACGUGACGAUACUGAUGGACGGCCGCUGUGCAAUGCGGCCGAAGUGACCGCACGACUGUGGCGCAAUAACUGGGACCCUACCGCGUACUGGGAGUGUACGACUGUGGGCGUGGCGGCUGUGGCUCGCCGUUGCCCGACCGAGGGAAUGUUCGACAGCGCUACCCGUACCUGCAUCAACUGGUUCGACUGGGUCUGGACUCCAACGUGCAAGCCUCCCAGCGCGCUGGUGUAA
Anopheles maculipalpis is the source of this 303-nucleotide messenger RNA. RefSeq lists its product as uncharacterized. Gene Ontology annotation, molecular function: chitin binding. The coding region runs from base 1 to 303 and encodes 100 amino acids. The record is from RefSeq and is a predicted model, not a curated record. The transcript is spliced from 2 exons. NCBI's taxonomy places the organism in Eukaryota, Metazoa, Arthropoda, Insecta, Diptera, Culicidae.